AUGCCCGCCAUGCCAGUGCCGCGUCGUGUCAGCGAAGUCCGUUCUCCUGCGCCAGGCUCGCUCGAUGCAUUCCAGCCUGCCUACUCCCGCAAUAUCGACCGACUGGAACGCAGCGCCGAGGAGUUGUCCCAGGGGGGCAGCGACAUUGGCGAGGAAAUCCGCAAGAUGAGUCGCCAGAACUCCAUCCAGAGCAGCCACAAGGGCGACAUCAGCGUGGUCGUGCCUCCUCCGCCGCGGAGAAUGGGCAGUGGAAGGAGUCGCACCAGUUCGUACGCCAACAAUACUUCCAUCGUCGACGUCAACAGCAACGCUCGCUGGGGUGGAUACUCGCCUGGGGGUUUCAUCACAUCGCCUACGGGAUCGGUACGUUCGGGGAGUUCGUGGACACAGGCGUCGAUGAACAGAGCCGCUUCUGGGACGCAAUCGUCGAGACUGGCACAGAUGGUGGAACCACUCCAGGAAGGCAGGCCUUUGGACUCGCCACUUGCGCCUAGCAGUGCGUCGAUAUACUCGCAAGAGCAGCACAUGUCGAGACAGGCGUCGCAGUCGUCGUUUUCGAGACGGUACGACCAGAUCGCCGGUCAGAUUGAGGAGAGUUUACAAGCCAUUCCACACACGCCGUCUCCUGAUCACUACGAAGAGCAAAGGCAUGAUGCGUUGGAAGUGCACGAUACACCCGAUCGGCCUCAUUCCACAGACACCUUCCAGGAGGCUCAGAUUGCCUUCAAAGAUUUCGACGGCGUCCAUUUCGACCCGGACAGCGAAGAGUUUGUCGAGUUGGAUGAUCACGGAAAUGAGUUGAGGCGAGUCUCUGCUCGUACCUCGUCGGGUAGCCUGAUGAAUGCUGCGUCUAUUCUCAAGACACCGCGUGCUCGACCAGAUUCGUACACCAUACCUCCUCCGAGAGACAGCAUGGUGUACUAUCCCGCUCCCGUCCCACGGAUGCUCAAUUUACCCAAACGAUUAUCACAACUGCCUGCCGCACACGUGCAAGCCAAGAGAAGGUCCGAAAUGCUGAAUGAGCUACCUGCCGCAGCCAGGCAGUCUGCACCAUGGAUACCCCCAAUUUUCGGCGAGGAUGGAACAAGCGGCCAACCUGAAGUCAGGAGUCAACGAUCUGGCUCAGGGUCCGCUCCGCAACAAGAUCACCCUCGCGGCAUGUUGAACGAACGCAUGAGCAUGGCCAAUGCUCAGAACAUGCCGCCGCAACUGCGGGCGAGUGUGUUCUUUGAACAUCAACCUAUCGGCCAAGACGUAGAGGUGAAGUCUGAGUCCGCAGUGGCAACACUCGAUAGCAUCCUGCAAGCAUCAACUACUGCCCCCGUCAGCGCAUUCACAAACCAUCCCUACGCCGGAGAUGUCCGCAAGACCGUAUACGCACCUGAGAGGCCACAUCAAAGAAAGAGCACGGCUACUACGCUCAACUCCGUGGAGAAAGAGAAGAAACUCAAGAAGAGGCGGAGCAGCAGCAUUGGCAAUUUCUUCAGAAGAAACAGCACGGAUCUGGAUGGCGAGAUGAAGGAAGAGCCGAAGUCCAGGCCUGUCAGCCGUGGCAGCAUGCUUGAUUUCAACGAAGGUGGUAACAAGCUCAGGAAGAGAAAGAGCCAGAUGAGUUUGGGGGCCAACAGCCUUGGUGAUGAAUUGGAGAGAGCCGAGAACAAGUCGGUCGGAAUGCCAGAGGAUGACACCACGCCAGAUCGGAGGCGCCAGACGAUGAUGUCUGGAGGCCUGAUCGACCAGGUUGUCAAUAGCAGCCCGAAGGAGGAACGUGUGGCCAGCGGAUCUCGACCUGCAUCAAUAAUGACCAGUAAAGUCUUGACAGAGGCCCAGCAAAUUGAGGAGGAUUUCAAAGAACGUGAGGGCGAAGAGGAUAUCGAGUCGGAGGAAGAAGACCCGAUCUAUGCCCAGCCAACCACGCUGCUGGCAGAACUUCAGGUCCGCAAAGCUCAACUCAAGUCACGUAAUCGCACUGCGGCUACGGCUUACCCAGACGGCAUGCACAGCACUCUUCUGCAGCUUGAUGCUGUCGAGCAGAUUAAUGCGAAGAAGCGACAGAAGCAACGUGUUGCUCUUGCCUGGGAAGAUCCAACCCUGCGUGCAGAGGAAGAAGCGCGCAAGGACGAGAUGGAUGAGGAUGUACCACUCGGUGUACUGUUCCCAGGCAAGGAUGGCUUGAUCAAUCGCAAACUUGGAGAUGGUCGAGACUGGAGCCGGCCUCUGGGACUUAUGGAGAGACGCGAGCUGGAAGACAACGAACCUCUCGCAAACCGCAGGACAAGACUGAAUCCUAGUGCAGUUCCGCUCAAGAAAGCUGUCAAUACUAUGUCGCAGAUGCACCUCGCUGGCCAGCCUGAUGCCGAUGAGAUGGCUAAAGAAGAAGAGGACGCAGGGGAGACUUUGGGUCAGCGGCUCAGGAGACUCAAGACCAAGGAUGCCCUGGAUUCUGCCAUCUCCAACGUGGCACCAAAGGACGGCGAGCGACCGGAAAGCACGUUCACGGCUGAUGUGCUUGAUCAGUUCCCCGAGCUCAACAUCAAAGACGGCGAAGCCAAAGAGCAAGACAAGGACAAGCGUGCAUCAUUGGGAUCCAAGAAGGGGCUAGCCGUUGAUGAAGAAGAGACGCUCGGACAACGACGCGCCAGGCUUCAGCGGGAACGUGAGGCUUCUGGUGAGCAGGCUCCUGCUCGUCCACCGCUUCGACAGUCCCAGAGCAUGGCCAACCUCCUCUCUGCGAACCCGAUCGGACAACGGGCGAUGAGCAAGAACCAGGAAGCUGCUCAAGGUACUUUGCUUCAUACUGCCAACCAGCAGCAGAUGAAAGCUCGCCAGGAUCUACUCAAUCAGAAUGUGCGCUCUGCCAGCUACGGCCUGGAAAAGCCACUGGUCGAUGCUCGUCCCAACACCAGCGUUAACGUAUCUGGCGGCCUCAUCGGCGGAGAGCGCAGCAGACCAGCAAAUGGUGCCUUCGCUGGUGGCACUUACAACACCAGCGGCUACGGCAUGACCCCAAUGGACAAUUCGGCCAUGAUGGACCCUCUAAACAACCGCCACAACAUCACAUCCGGCCUCGUCGGCGCCCAACGCAGCCGUCCCGCCAACGGAGCCUUCGUCAGCGGCGCCUACACCGGCCUCCCCACCUCCACCAGCAUGCCCAUGUUCCCCGGCGCCGCCGCCGCACCCCAAAACCCCUACUUCGCCUCCCCCACCGCCGGCAUGUACGGCCAGAUGCAAAUGCAGCCCCCGCAACAGAUGCACGCCCCGGCGUACUACGCGCUCACGGGCGCCGCGGGCCCGCAGAUGUCUCCCGCGGCGUAUAAUCCCCUGAUGGGGCCCAUGGGCGCCGUGGGGAAUACGUAUGGGUAUGGGGCGCAGCAGCAGAUGAAUGUGAGUAUGGGGUUGGAUGGGGCGAAUUUGGAUUCGGGGCAGAGGGCGGCUAUUGAUCGGUGGAGGAUGGGGAUUGCUUGA
Zasmidium cellare ATCC 36951 is the source of this 3465-nucleotide messenger RNA. RefSeq lists its product as uncharacterized. The record is from RefSeq and is a predicted model, not a curated record. The coding region runs from base 1 to 3465 and encodes 1154 amino acids. The transcript has a single exon. Lineage: Eukaryota; Fungi; Ascomycota; Dothideomycetes; Mycosphaerellales; Mycosphaerellaceae.